AAGAGUGGCCAUUUUCAUGUGGGCAGAAUAUAAGGUUGAACAAAAAAUAUAUAUAUAAAUUCCUUAUUUUUAUAUUUACAUUUGAUAUUUUUUAUUGUUUAAUUUUAUUUUGCAACAUACGUUUAUUAUCAAGUGACACGGCGUAUUGAAUUCUAUGACACCCGGUAUGAUCUUUUGCCCACAUGAAAAUGGCUGUCCUUGCAUCACAUUUCAUCGCACGAGCGUGUGGUGGUUCAGUAUAAUGACAAGUAUAAUAUAUAGAAGUCAGUAAUUUAUGAUCGUUUUUUUACACCAAUUAUUCUUUAUGUGCUUAUAUUGCUGACAAUUGCUGAUUCCAAUAAUGUAUUCGGGCAUUUAGGUAUACGUUUACGUCAUACACACACAUACACAGUAGAUGAUCAACAGGAGUAAAAAAAAAAUAAUAAAAAAACGGCCGUAGCAUAAACGAAUUUGCGAAAGAACAUUAUUGUAAUGAUAUCGUUAGGAGAUAUAAAGUUUGAGUAAUGAGGAUGGAAUGUACAAGACAGAUAUUCUCUGCAUUGCUUAUUCUAUUAGCACUACAUUGCACAACAUCAACUUAUAUCGGAGAUACUCAACAGAUUGAUGAGCCUUCCAAAAUCGGUUGGAUGUUUUCUGAUGCCUCUAUUAAGAUUAAGAGGGUUCAAAGAGCUUUAGCUUCUAGAAGAGAAUUUGACGAUGAUGAUUUACCAAAGAUAAGUGGCAGUUGCAGGGAUAAAUUGAAUCAUCUUUGUGGAAAUAUAGAUAAGAAUAAUGACGAACUUAUGCUGCUUGAGUGCAUUCAAACAUUCAAGCCUACUGAGAUAUCUGGAAUCAAUCAGAAGUGUCAACAGGCAAUUUGGAUUUAUAUUCAGAAUAUUACAAACAAUCAAAAUAUAAAGAGGCUUGCCAGAAAGGCAUGUGGUGAACAACUGGAUACUCUACAAUGUUCCGAUUCUGAUAAAGUCCAAGGAGCAUAUCUUUCUUGCUUGAUUGAUAAGCGAGAGAGGGUUACAGAUUCUGAGUGUAUUACCUAUAUUCAGAGAUUAGAAUGGAUUGCUUUUAGUGAUUUCAGAAUUCUGAUUCCUUUUAAGACAGAUUGUGCAAAUGACAUUAAAAAUUUUAAAUGCGAUAAUCUGCAGCCAUACAGGGACAUGUCGCAAGGUCAGAUACUAGCUUGCCUACAGGAACAUGUUGAACAGUUGCAACAUGAAUGCAGGAGACACAUUCUCCAUGUAUCUGAGAUUCAAGCAGAAAAUAUCAAACUGGAUCGUCAGUUAUACAUGGCGUGCACUCACGAUCAUAUAAAGUUCUGUCCCGACAUUCGACCAGGCAGUGGUCAAGUUUACAAAUGUUUAAUGCAACACAAAACUGAUAGAUCGAUGACUGCUCAGUGUCGAGAACAAUUGACAAGGAGAGAAAAACUUAUUGCUUCUGACUAUAAAGUUAGCAAGGGUCUGGUUAAAGCAUGUAAGGAGGAUAUCAGAAGUAAUCACUGCAGGCGAUCUGUGUCCGAAGACAAGGAGAUCAAAUUAGCGCAAAUCUUGCUUUGUUUGGAGUCGGCCGUAAAAAACGGUAGCAAGAUCGAUGGAAAUUGUCAAGCAGAAAUGUUCGAUCACAGAAAGCUUCUGAUGGAAGAUUAUAGGUUGUCACCAGAAAUCGUAGACGGGUGUGCCAACGAUAUAACGGCUUUUUGCAAUAGUCUCGAGGUCGGUGGUGCUACGAUACACUGUUUGAUGGAGCAUACGAGAACGAGAAAGAAGAAAUCGAGAAUUUCGCCGAAAUGUCAAAGAGCGUUGGAGGAGUUAAUCAUGGAAGCUGAUGCCGGCGAAGAUUGGAGAAUUGACCCAGUUUUAAGAGAACAAUGUCAACCUGUUGUCAAUCUAGCUUGUAGAGAUGUACAUGGUGGAGAUGCUAGAGUGAUAUCCUGUUUAAUGGAACAGUUAGGAACAGAAAGAAUGACUGAGGCCUGUGAAACAGCUCUAGUGCAAAUACAAUACUUUAUCGCUAGAGAUUUUAAAUUGGAUCCACAAUUAUACAAAGCAUGCAAAUUUGACGCUAUGCGUUUGUGUCAUGCGAGAAACGCAUGGGCCAGUGACGGGAAACAAAUGGAUCCUGAAACAGGCCCUCUUGUAUUACCAUGUUUAUAUCGGCAUGUAUAUCAGAAAAAUGUGACGUUGAAAGUAGAUUGCUUGGAGGAAAUUAGAAGAGUCAUGAGACAGCGUGCUGUGAAUGUCGACUUACAACCCGAGAUAGAAGAAGUAUGCUUCAAUGAACUAGCGUCACUUUGCUACGAUAAAACUGCAAAGGGAGAGGAGAUUCUGUGCCUGCAGGAUAAUUUAGACAUCUUAAACAAAAAGUGCAAACUUGCUGUUGGAAAUUUCACCGAAGAGCAAGCAGAGCGAGUCGAAUUGAAUCCUAUCAUUUCUUCCCAUUGUCAGCAUAUUAUGGAACGUCAUUGUGAGGAAGUGCUAAAGUAUGGAAAGGACGAAGGAGAUAUGAUGGAAUGUCUUAUUGAGCAUAAGAACGAACUGGAUGCACGCACGGAUUAUAAAUGUAAAGCAGCUGUAGAACAUUUCCAAUUGAUAUCCUUAAAGAAUUAUCAUUUUACAUAUAAGUUCAAAGAGGCGUGCAGGCCAUAUGUUAAAAGAUGGUGUCCUAAAUCGAAGACGAAAGGCGAUGUAAUAGAUUGCUUAAGCUCAAUUGUGCAGGAGGACAUAAUAAAAGAAUCUCAGCAUCGCAUAUUGAAGGAUUGCAGACAACAAUUGCGAGCACAACUUUAUCAACAGCGAGAAAACAUUCAUUUUGAUCCAGUCUUACAAGCGGCCUGUACAAUAGACAUCAAACAGUUUUGCUAUAACGUUCAACCAGGCAAUUCACAGAUAUUAGAAUGUUUAGCAUUACAUAAAUCAAAGCUAACGGACAUAUGUCAUAAGCAAUUGUUUAAAGUGAGAAAACAGGAAUUUCAAGAUAGCUCCAGCGAUGUACCCCUGUUGAACACUUGUCGAGUUAUGAUUAGACAAUACUGUCACGAUGUGAGCAAAUCACAAACUUUGGAUUGUCUUAAGAGAUACAAAGAUGAGCUCACUUUUGAUGACAAAUGCAAGAAUAUUGUGAUUCGAAGAAUGAUUGAACAGAACACAGAUUACAGAUUUAAUACAGCAUUGCAAAACGCGUGUGGUUCCGAUAUCGAUAGGCAUUGCAAGGAAGUAUUGGCACAUGAGCGUACUGACAAAGAACUUGAAGGAAAGAUAAUUAAAUGUCUAAAAAUUAAAUUUCGAGAUUCGAAAUUGACAACUAAGUGCGAGCAUCAAAUGGCUAACAUUCUUAGAGAAGCUGCAUUAAAUUAUCAUUUAAAUCCAUUAUUAGCAACAAUGUGCGCACAUGAGAUUGUAACUAUAUGUCGAUCGGACGAAAAUGAGCCUGGUACUGUUGAGGAAUGUCUCAAGAAAGAAUUCAAUGCCGGAAAUAAAGACAUGAAGGAAGAAUGUCGUUUAGAAAUCGCUGAUAUGAUAGAGCAAACGAGGGCCGACAUCAAUGUGGAUCCCUUGCUGCAGAAAGCUUGUGCCGUGGAUAUCAGCAAGUAUUGCAGUGCUGUACCUCAAGGCGCAGGAAGACAUAUAAAGUGUUUACAAAAUGCGUUGCAGGAUAGUAAUAAACCUUUGCAACCUGAUUGCUUUAAGAUGUUGACUACGAGGAUGGAAAUGUUUAGAAAUGCUGCCAAGUUAAUUGCGCCAAAUUCGUUCGAGGAGCUAUACUCGUCGGUAAACCGUUCCCCAGCGCGCCGUUACUUCAUGGUCGUUGGCUUUACCCUGAUCGGAAUAAUCUUCAUUGUCGGAAUGUUCUGCGGUCGAGUGACCAGACGGACGAUGCUUAUGAAAAACAAGUGACGGCGCGACCGGGGUCCGUCCACUAGUGAAAUGACUUUCGUGAAAUUAAUUGAGAGACUAUAAAAACGUAAAUUGUAACAGGUACUGACUCGAUCGGCGAUCGUAAAAUGCAAAAGUUUUAUAAUAAGUAUAAAGAGGUAAUAUCGGUCUUUUUAUACCUUUGUUUAUAAAGUUUUUAAAGUGCAACUCUUUGUAUUUAUAAGUGGUAUGAGGUUUUUGACGUGGCUGGUAAAUGUAUAUGAUAUUAUGCGAAACGUCAUGGAAAUGGUAAUUAAAAAUGCGAAUAUCCUAAAAAUUAAAAAAAAUGUAAAAAAAUUAACUAUUUAAAAAUAUACUCUAUGUUAUUACGUGCAUACGCGUACAUAUAAUAUUAUGAUUUCAAAAAUACAGGGUGUUUUAUAAAAUUUGUGACAAA
Cataglyphis hispanica is the source of this 4302-nucleotide messenger RNA. It is a transcript of the gene Glg1, whose product is annotated as Golgi apparatus protein 1. The transcript has 15 exons. Gene Ontology annotation, molecular function: fibroblast growth factor binding. The record is from RefSeq and is a predicted model, not a curated record. Gene Ontology annotation, cellular component: Golgi membrane. The coding region runs from base 504 to 3887 and encodes 1127 amino acids. Lineage: Eukaryota; Metazoa; Arthropoda; Insecta; Hymenoptera; Formicidae.